UUUCAGAAAUCAGGGGAGAGACAGAGUGGUUAUUAGUGAGCGUUCAUCAUAUAUAAUGUGAAUAUUUAUAAAAUCUGUUUGUCCUGUGAAAGGCCAUGUUUGUCCUAUGCACAUUUUCUAUCUUUCCUGGAUACUUUUUCCAGAUUAGGUAAAGUUAACUGCUGACUAUAAUGUUUAAUGGCAUGACUUUUUAAAUAAAAUAGCUAGCUAAAGAAAGUUGGUGAUCUGUGCUCUUCACCUGUGCUAUGACACACCUAGUUGUCUCUUAAUAGCACCUCUAUUACCUGUCACUGGAUUAACAAAAUAGCUAUUGUUUGUCAGUCUAGCUCAAAAGAAAGCUAACCUAAAAAUCACUCAGUUGCAAUCUUUCCCUCUCAUGGGUUGCAAGUGUGGGGAGUAGCAUCUUCUCUUGUGCGUUACAAGUAGCUAAUUAGGCACCCACCCAGACCGAUAUGUGCGGUAGUGGCUUCCGGUAGUGGGCCGGCCCAAAGCUGAGCUAGCUAAGACAUUUGAUGAGGUGUGCAACACAUCAGAAGAUCUGCCAAUGCUGGUCAGAUGUUAUAAAGGACACGCUGCUCUGAGGCCAACGUUGGUGAGACACGAGUGCUGUCUGGGUAUAAGCAGCUAUAACCAGUUUCUGAAACAGUUCGAUUGCAGUUAAUAUGAUAAAAAAGAAAAAAAGAAAGCUGUAUACUCCUUUUGUUGAGAAUUUUUUACAAACAGUGACUGUGAACGGGCAACAUGGUAAAUGAUAAAGUGUAUAAUGAUUUUAGAGCUAAGUUAUGCCUGUCUGAGGAGAAAUUAAUGUAGGUCUACGGCAGUGGCGGCCGGCCCAUAGGGGGCGCUGGGGCACCGCCCUCCCUGAUAAGAGGGGCUUAAAAUUUAAAAUAUAUUUUUACAAAUUAAGUUUUUAAAUUCGGUUUACCCACCAGUAUGUGCCUACAUGCGAUAUGAAUAACAUAUACAACAUUUCCCACCUAGUGACAUUCAUUCACCAGUGAAUUUCCACAGACAGACUUGUAUCGUUUCUGUCAUGGGGCGCUGAGAAAAAGCGCCCCUGAGUGCAGCCAAAUAGCCAGUCAUGUACUGUUGCUAGGGUAAAUUAAUAAAUGUGCAGCCAAUCAGUUUCUCAGAAUUUUAUGGUCUUGGGGCGCUGGAAAUUCUGCCCCAAGCAGCAGAAAAUACCGCGAGAUUUAAUUUUUUUUUCUUUUGAGGCGCGGCCAAUCAGAGAGAGGCGCGGUCAAUCAGAGUAAUGAUGGCGAACUUAACGAGCGAAGAGCAGUUUCCACCAAAUUCUGUGAGAUCCUUAUUAAUAUACCCGUUUUAGACUGUUGUGUUAAAUUGCAUUUUUUAAACUGUUUUUCUUUGUGUGAACCACUUUGAGAUGCAACUUUGCUUGAAAGGUGAUCCAGCUGAUCAUACCCUUUGAUGUUGAUUAUUGUAUUUGAUACUCUCUUAAGCAUGCAUGGCGUAUUAUACAAUGGAAAUUUGUUCAUUUACUUUAUCUGUGAAACUGGUGAUUUUAAGGAGGAGAUUAAAUCAUUACUGUUAAUUGUAAUCAUCGUCUGACUGUUAAUUUUAAUUCUUAUAUUGGACUAAGCAAAGAAAUAUUUUGUCACAUCAGCCCCACCAGGAAAAUUUUUCACCAGCCGCCACUGGUCUACGGCCACGUUCACACGUAUUUUUAAAAAUGGAGAUUUUUUUUUUAUUUUUUUUAUUAUAAUUCUGUCCACACAACCUACGUUUUAAAAAUAUCUUUGUCUAAAUAAAAACCUGUCAGGAGCAUCCCUAAUCAAAAGAGGGCCAAUCAGGAGCCUAGACCAAACGUCAUUACUGGUUUAAACAUUUUUACAGUUUGUCUCCACCCAGUUCAGCUGUAACAACUUUGAUAUACACCUAUGUGAGCAUGCACAAAGGCACGGCUGGGAUAGCAAAAUUGGGGCGUGCCACGCUGAGGGUCCGUCCACACGAAGCCGGUGCGUUCCCUAUCCGAUCUUUUUUUUUCGUGAACACGGCGUCGUCUCACGAAAUAUCUGCGUACACACGAAAGCACUGAAAACGAUGUAGUAUAUAUGCCAGACCAGUAUGGGGCGCUGUAAUACUGCCAUAGAGAUACGCUAUACGCGGAGAAGAAGACUUUGAGCAUGCGCAUAACCUUGCGCGCUGUAUACGAACCAAAAUGAAGAAGACGAAGAUGGCGAAGGCAACAACUUCAAGAGCAAGAAUGGAGUCUUUCGUGUGGACUGACGACGAAGUCGAACUUCUGCUCAGAGUCACACUCGACUACAAGAACACUAAGCUCCAAGAAAACGUGAACUGGGAGUCGUGUCACUCCAAAUAUAGUGAUAUAAUGGACGCGUUUCAGGCACGGUAUCCGAGGGAGCUAACCAAUAAGGAUUUCCCUCACGUUGCUACCAUGGCCUCAAAAGCCCAAGUAACCGCAAAGUUGAAAAAUAUACGGAGGAAAUACAGGAAUGCGGUGGACACAGGUUGUCGAAGUGGUCAAGGACGGGUAGUACUUAUAUUUUAUGAGCUUUGCGAGGAGAUCUGGGGUCGUUCGCCUGCUACACGCUCCAUCGAUGCCGGCAUCGAGACGGGUGACCUGGAAGACUCGUCUACAGAUUCUCCAAACUCCUCUGAAUCCUUCAACCGUCUUACAUCUGCGGUUGUAAAGCAGCGCCGGGAUUUGCUCCAGGCAAAGUUGAACAGCCAUCGAGGACACAGGCUGAAGACGAAGGUCCCCACCGAUAUGGCAGAGGAGGACCUUAAAAUAAAGAGGAGGAUGUUGGAGUUGAUGGAGGCCUCUUCUAGACGCAACUCCGAAAACAUUGCUAACAUUACCAGCACAAUUCAGGAGGGUUUUUCCUUCAUGAAGGAACUAUUCCAACGUCACUUUACACCCACCCACAGCAGCAUUGGUCAAUCCCAAGAGCACCCACCAUCAUUCAUGAACACAACACCACACCCUACUACACCAGCCUUCCCGCACACACCUGGGCCUGAUAGACCAGCAAACCAACCUGUUUAUCUCAACGAUAUUAAGGAAGAGAAGUUUUGUGUCAUAAAUACUAUUUAAUAAAG
Clarias gariepinus (North African catfish) is the source of this 3081-nucleotide messenger RNA. RefSeq lists its product as uncharacterized. Bases 2180 to 3076 code for a protein of 298 amino acids. The transcript is spliced from 2 exons. NCBI's taxonomy places the organism in Eukaryota, Metazoa, Chordata, Actinopteri, Siluriformes, Clariidae. The record is from RefSeq and is a predicted model, not a curated record.